AUGGUCAACGUUUUUACCGUCACCCUGUUGGCCGGGCUUUGCGCCUCUGCAGCGAUAAAGGAGACUCCUAAACGAGAGGUGUCGUCCGAGGGAUGUAGCAAAGAGCUGCCAAGUGACCGGGAACCCGGAAACGAGUACAACAUACCCUACACGGACGACGAAGGACGGGACCGAAACUAUCUGUUAUUCAUUCCGCCUGGGUACAAAACAAACAGCCCGAACCCGGUUAUUUUCUCGUACCACGGCGGAACAAGAACCCCAGGAAGCCAGAGAAAUUUGGAUCGGUUAGAAAAGCCGGAAUUCAACACCGAUCAUAUCGUGGUGUAUCUCCGAGGCUACGAGGAACGAUGGGAGAGUGUCCCCAACAUCACAAAGCGUAAUGACGUGCUUUACACCAACACCGUCCUCGACGACUUGGAGUCCACCUACUGCAUCGACAAGAGUCGCGUAUUCAUGACCGGAAAGUCCAAUGGUGGUGGCUUCACCAACUUCGCCGCAUGCCACCAACAACUAUCGACCCGCUUCGCAGCUUUUGCUCCGGUGUCCGGCUCUUACUACAUCGAAGGUGUAGACGAUUGCCAGCCUAAGACGGUCGAGAUUCCUUGCACUCCAGGGCGAUCCGAUGUUCCUAUUAUCGAGUUCCAUGGUGGAAGUGACGGAACUAUCCCAUACGCGGGCGGCGACCGGCGUGGUGCGUGCUUGCCGGAUGUUUUCCACUGGAUUACGGAGUGGGCAGUCCGUGACGGGCUUGGAGAGACGCCGGCUGUGACCAACAUCGCAUCUCGGGCGCAGCUGUAUGAAUGGGGCUCUGGUGCUAAGAAGGGGUUGGUUUCUCAUGUCUUCGAGCAGGAUGUGGACCACAGCUGGCCUUACACGGGCAAGAAUACUGAUAAUGAGGACCAUGGCGACGGACCGGCGUCUUACAAUGCCUCGAGCUAUAUCAUGGACUUCUUCAGCAAGCAUUCGCUCACCAGCUGUUCAUAA
Molecule: messenger RNA, 984 nt
Organism: Colletotrichum karsti
Lineage: Eukaryota; Fungi; Ascomycota; Sordariomycetes; Glomerellales; Glomerellaceae
Exons: 2
Coding region: 1-984 (327 amino acids)
Molecular function (GO): feruloyl esterase activity
Source: RefSeq, a predicted model, not a curated record